CACAACGAGAAACGUCGUAUGCUGAUGGAGCACGAGUCCAUCAAGCUGAAGUCGCUGGAGGAACAAUACCAAGCCGAGCUCAGGGAGUGGAAGCACUCGCUUAAACCGCGCAAACAGAAACUGGAGGACGACUUUGCGGCGGAGCUGGAGGAGCAGGCGCAGUUUUACACUGGCUCGGUGGGCGCCGGCGGCUACACGGCGCCGCUGACGGACCGCAGCAGCAGCCUGAGCCGGGCCAGCACGGCCAGCUACUGGUCCCAGUGAGACGAGGGCAGCGCCCGCAGUGAUCUGACCGAGCGAUGAGCGCCGCCGCCGUCCGCGACACAGAGUAUUUUUGGACCGCGCCGCCAACGGCUGCGUGUGUAUGUGAUGAAGUGCCGGUCUGCCCCGCGCCGAUCUGUUUUAUAGGUGACCGUCGACAAUACGUCUAUCGAUCUGACUGGGUGGAGUUUUAUUUUUCUGACGGCGUGCCGCCCGUUCCACCUGUUGACUGUGUAUCAUAUGCGUUGUAUUCAGGGGGGGGGGGGGGAGGGAUAGGACCGUGCUCUGACCAAGGCGUGUGUGCGUGGUGAGUGGGAGGGCCUCCUCUAUUUAAUGACGUCCUCGUGCUGUCUGUACGCGCAGUGUACGGGUUAGUCGGGCAUCUGUGAUCGCCCUCGGUCGGCGCUGGCCCACAUUCCGGGUGCUGCGCGCCGUCCAGUGUUCACCGGGAACCUGCCUUACUGGCCCGCUCUCACCACCGCCUUCUCACACAGAGUAUCGAUAACACGCGGGACCCGGCGCCACCAGUGGCAGCCGCCGUGGCAUCCGUAGAGUUCCAGGCUUUAUACUCGUAUAUAUUUUCGUGUCACAAACACGGUGGUAGUCCAUCUGCCGUGUAGGAUCAGACGGUUUCCAUGUGCUGUUCUGUACCUGGUACGUACCAUGUUAUUGCGACUCGUCAAUAAAACGGUUACAUACAUUUA
Molecule: messenger RNA, 965 nt
Organism: Amphibalanus amphitrite
Lineage: Eukaryota; Metazoa; Arthropoda; Thecostraca; Balanomorpha; Balanidae
Product: STE20-like serine/threonine-protein kinase
Exons: 3
Coding region: 19-264 (81 amino acids)
Source: RefSeq, a predicted model, not a curated record